This is a messenger RNA of Dunckerocampus dactyliophorus (ringed pipefish), 948 nucleotides long. RefSeq names its product chymotrypsin-like elastase family member 3B. Gene Ontology annotation, molecular function: serine-type endopeptidase activity. The transcript is spliced from 7 exons. Gene Ontology annotation, biological process: proteolysis. The record is from RefSeq and is a predicted model, not a curated record. NCBI's taxonomy places the organism in Eukaryota, Metazoa, Chordata, Actinopteri, Syngnathiformes, Syngnathidae. The coding region runs from base 98 to 883 and encodes 261 amino acids.
CCGAGCACCUGGUUAAAGGGGGCAAACUCCCAGGCUACUAUUGCCAUAAAUAGCUGUGCAUGACACAGUAAGCCUGUUCUUUUGGCUCAGUAAGAACAUGGAACUGGCACUCGUCCUCUUCCUCCUCACCACUGUGUCCAGCUGUGGGGUUCCCAGCUACCAGUCCAACACCGGCCGUGUGGUCAAUGGGGUCGAAGCUCGUCCGUACAGCUGGCCAUGGCAGGUGUCACUGGAGUCCUUCUACCCAACCUGUGGAGCAACCCUAAUAGCUCCAAACUGGGUCUUGACUGCUGCACACUGCAUCACCUUCCACACAUACAGAGUGGUUCUGGCUGAGCAUGACAUGAGCUCGGAUGAGGGACCUGAACAGUCAAUUCGGGUGGAGAAAAUGAUUAUUCAUCCGAAAUGGAAUGACAACUGUGUGUCUUGCGGGAAUGACAUUGCCUUACUUAAACUGGAGCAGAGUGCGGUCAUCAAUGAUAAGGUGCAGCUGGCUUGCCUACCAAAGCAGGAGGAGACCCUCGCCCACAAACAGCCCUGCUAUGUCACAGGCUGGGGUCGCCUCUACUCCGGUGGGCCCCGAGCUUCUACAUUACAACAAGCUCUUCUCCCAGUGGUGGGCCACAGCAUUUGCAGUCAGAGCGAGUGGUGGGGCAACUCGGCCAAAACAACCAUGGUGUGUGCAGGAGGGGACAGCAAGUCAGCCUGCCAUGGUGACUCUGGAGGCCCUCUAAACUGUAAAGGCAGGGACGGCAGAUGGUACGUCCAAGGAGUUACCAGCUUUGUAGAUGGACGAGGCUGUAACACUCCUCGCAGGCCCACAGUCUUCACCCGGGUGGCUUCCUUCAUCCCUUGGAUCACGCAGAUGAUGGCCGAAAAUUGAUUGGUUUCCUGUAUAAUAAAAGAACACAACAUUAAUUUAGUUUGUCUUCUUCUACGCUUACUGGA